Molecule: messenger RNA, 684 nt
Organism: Didymodactylos carnosus
Lineage: Eukaryota; Metazoa; Rotifera; Eurotatoria; Philodinida; Philodinidae
Source: the annotation of a GenBank genome assembly
AUGAUUGACGAAGAUGAAACUUAUGUUUAUGAAAUCAUGCAAGACGACAAACAUCCCUUAGAUGAAUGUGCCAAAUUAUUAGCCGAAUCAUUUACAAAGUUUAAUCCGAUCGAAGCUUAUCUGAAAACAACUUAUGAUCAGUUCUUUUCGUAUGCAUCUACAUUGAUCAAUGAUGCAUUGAAUGAUGAAACUUUAUCCAUUGUUGUCAGGCAUAAAGGGACGCAUCAAAUUCAGGGGGUAUUACUAGCUCGAGAUUUGUACCUACAACAGCACCAUUCUUCAACAACUGAUGCGCAUUUUAAUCCAAUUAUCGAUUUACUAGGCGAAUUAGAAGAUCAUUUUGUAAAAGAAUAUGAGCGAGUACAUGGCACUAAACUAACAGAAAAAUCUGUAGUAUCAUUGUCACUGGAAGCAACUCAUUCAGAUUGUUUUGGACGCGGAAUUGCAACAAAGCUUCCAAAACUCUUGAUUACGCAUGCUCGCCAGAUGGGUUUCAAAAAUUUAAUUGUUGAGACGACUCAUCCGGCAACGAAACAUAUUUAUAUUAAUAAACUGAAUGGAAGAGAAUUGACGUCGAUUAACCCAGCAAAAUGGUUAUGGAAAAGAGGAGGAAAUGACAAAUAUCCGUUUGGAAAUUAUAUGACACAGCCCAAUGAAGUAUCAUUGAUAGUUAUAGAUCUUUAG